AUGGCACCCCUCGCGCGCGCCGUCUCAAAUCACCACCACCAGCACCAACACCACCACACAAACGGUACCCCGAUCCCCACGAACGGCGCUCCUCCAGACCAAAAUGUAGACGACACCACCUCCGGCCACCCGCCGCCCUACAACCCGGACCUCGUCUCCUCCUCCCUCCUCGAACCCCGCAUCGCCGUCGUCCUCAAUGUUCCUAAGCCAUGGCGGCCAUGGCUCUUCGCCUGCCGCCUCCUCUCCAUCGGUCCGGCCAUCUUUUGGGCCCUGCAGCCCGCCCUGACUCUCCUCGUUCAGAUAAUCCCCGUCGCCGUCCCGGGGGGCAAGAAGGCUGUUGAUGCUGCCGCUGCGGCGGCCUCUGGAGUCGGGGUCGGCGGCGUCGUCGGUGGCGGGCUCAUCAACUACACCCCGCAAGCGACAAUCAUCCGCCUCCUAACAAUCAACUCUACAAACGCCUUCCUCACCGAACGAAUCCUCACAUUUUCAGGCGGCUUCGAGGACCCAAGACUCCUACUCCCCGGCUGGGUCACCAUAGCUACGACCCUUACGAUAGCAUACCACAUCACCCAACGAAGCAUAAACAUCCAAAAGGAAACCUCCACCUCGAUCAACAUCUUUUCCAUCGCUAGUUUCAUCAGCAUGAUCUCCCUUCUCGCGCAUCUCCACUACAACGGCUCAGACUAUCCCGAGAAGCCGUUCGAAUCCCUGGCCAGAUUCAUCCUGCAGCAGUUUGAGCGUGUCACCGGCGAGGCCAUCUUGCCUUCCUAUUCGCCUUCGCACAGCGAACUCUAG
Messenger RNA from Colletotrichum fioriniae, 795 nucleotides. The record is from RefSeq and is a predicted model, not a curated record. Lineage: Eukaryota; Fungi; Ascomycota; Sordariomycetes; Glomerellales; Glomerellaceae.